Messenger RNA from Menidia menidia (Atlantic silverside), 2255 nucleotides. The record is from the annotation of a GenBank genome assembly. NCBI's taxonomy places the organism in Eukaryota, Metazoa, Chordata, Actinopteri, Atheriniformes, Atherinopsidae.
AUGGCUGCCACCACCUCUCAGCCCUCUCUGAAGCGGCUGCUGGACGAGCCUCAAGACAACCUGCUGAAACGCAAGCACGCCCGCCUGGCCCCGCCCCCCCCCUCCCCCGGCCUGGCGGCGUGCCUCGGCCCCGUCAGCUCCCAGCCCAGACCCGGCCAGCGCCAGCCCCCGGCCAGGGUGGGGCCGUACCUCCUGUCCGAGCGCUGUGAGCGGGAGGAGACCUACCGGGCCGUGCACGCGCACACGCAGCAGCAGUACACCUGCCAGGUGCUCCCCCUGCUCGGCUACCAGGAACAGCUGGCAGCUUACAACCGCGUGGGAAAACACGAGAACAUCUGCGGGCCGCUGGACGUGGUGAUCAGGCAGGGCAGCGCCUACGUCUUCCUGCCCGCCCACCACGGCGACAUGCACGCGUACAUGCGCAGCAGGAAGCGGCUGGCCGAGGAGGAGGCGGGGCAUCUGUUCGCCCAGAUGCUGAGCGCCGUGGCACACUGCCACCGCCACGGCGUCAUCCUGCGGGACCUGAAGCUCCGCCGCUUCGUGUUCACCGACCGAUACAGGACGCGUCUGGUCCUCCUCGGCCUCAACGACUGCGUGGUCCUGCGAGGUAGCCACGACGACGACUCUCUGACCGACAGGCACGGCUGCCCCGCCUACGUGGGCCCCGAGCUGCUGACCAACGGCAGCGGCUCCUACUCGGGCCUGGCGGCCGACAUCUGGAGCCUGGGGGUGUCCCUGUACACCAUGCUGGUGGGGCGCUACCCCUUCCAGGACACGCAGCCCGCCGCGCUGUUCGCCAAGAUCCGCCGCGGCGCCUUCGGCCUGCCGGACUGGCUGUCGCCGCAGGCCCGCUGCCUGGUCUGCUGCAUGCUGAGGAAGUCGCCCGCCGAGCGGCUGAAGGCCGGCGAGCUGCAGAUGCACCCCUGGAUGAGCAGCGCGCACGCCGCCCACCCCAACGCGCCCAAGACGCACGACGCCCACAACCCCGCGCUGCCAGGGAAACCGGACGACGAGGACCAGGUGGUGCCCACGUGGAGCGGCGAGCCCUGACCGCCACGCCCACUCUGCGAGAACCCACACUGACCCUCCACCCUCAGACAACAGCUGUCCACCCAAGCACAAAGCUAAAGCUAGAAGCCAAAACGGGCCUCACAAGCGUAGACAAGACGAGCAGUCGAACAGACGACACAAUCCUGGAUUACUUGAACCUCGGGUGCCUUCUCCCCUCCGUAGCGGGCUCCGUUUAUGCCCCGCCUCCUCCAGACGGAGGUGACUCGCCCCCGGUUGCCUCCCCCGUGCCAAAAGAGUCCCACAAGCAGCCGGUUUCAACCGGCCUCAAACCAGACGCGUGUUCGGGUGCAUCCCUCCGGUUAAAGCAGGACAGAAGUGGCACAGUCAGACGCCGUGAACAGAAAUGAGAUUAUGCCCCCCCCCCCGCCUGAACACAACAUCUGAGUGAACAGAAACAAACCCCAACGUGGACUGUGAAGGAGACGGAGCUUUAAAUGGGGCACCUUUUUCACCUCAGCGUUUACAUUUCUCGCUCCUUGCACUGAUGCACAGACAGAUCCGGUCACUGGUCAGAAAACAGGAUUUUGAGUUCAAAAGCAAGCGUCCCCCGUCCACCAGAUGUGCACACAAAUGACGUUAUCUCAAGAUCAAAGCUCAACCUUUGGCAUUUCCUUUCUGUUUUUGGAGCUCUCAUAAAAAGACAUAAACAAGUGAAUAGUUUUCUUGUGAGGCUCCGUCAGCAACGAUUUGGGGACAUUCUGUCUACACGAUGGAAUGACCUGAAGACUUGUAAAGCAGAAAUGUAUUUCUGAUCAUGAGGAAACUAGAUCUGCUACUUUAGAGUAAGUGUGUAAUUCAGUCAUGGGUUAAAUUAUAGGGACCGCAUGUGGACUUAUAAUAGUGAUCUUGAGAUAACCGGACUAAAAUUACUCCUCGCAUUCAGUCUUGAGUCACUUGACUGAAGCUAAUUCUGCCCCUCCCCAAAAAAUACACCCUAUCGGCUGGCUUUUUGAGUGCGGUGUGAUCGGGACUUCAGUUCGGUUUGCUGCAAAGAUGGAGGCGCUUUCUAAUUGUUCUCAUCCCCGAAGCGAUUUUAGUCGGUUCCAUUAUUAACUCCUGCUGUUUUGACCUGAAAGUUCAUCACAUACUAACAUGUAACAAUAUUAUGCUGCAUGUAUGUUGUCUAUUUUUGCACUUUUGUAUAACUUAAGUAUUUUCUUUGAAUUAAAAUUAUUCAAAAUGUG